AAUGACACAAAUACAGCGUUCCUUAGAGCGGCCAGAGCAGGUGACCUACAAAAGCUGGUAGAGUACCUUGAAACGGAACAGGUCACAGACAUAAACACAUGUAAUGCGAACGGCCUGAACGCGCUGCAUCUGGCCGCCAAGGAUGGCCACUACGAGAUCGUGCAGGAGCUGCUCAAGCGGGACGCCAACGUGGACAACGCAACGAAGAAGGGCAACACGGCGCUGCACAUAGCGUCGCUGGCCGGCCAGAAGGAAAUUAUCCAGCUGCUGCUUCAGUACAAUGCCUCGGUCAACGUGCAAUCGCAGAACGGUUUCACGCCGCUCUAUAUGGCCGCCCAGGAGAACCACGACGAAUGCGUCAAUUUGCUGCUGGCGAAAGGAGCGAAUCCGGCCCUGGCUACGGAGGACGGAUUCACACCUCUGGCCGUAGCAAUGCAGCAAGGUCACGACAGAGUUGUGGCGGUUUUGCUUGAAAGUGAUACCCGGGGCAAGGUGCGAUUGCCGGCGUUGCACAUAGCGGCCAAGAAGGAUGACGUCAAGGCGGCGGCACUUUUGCUUGAGAACGAGCACAAUCCGGACGUAUCAUCCAAGAGUGGUUUCACUCCGCUGCAUAUAGCUGCCCACUAUGGGAAUGUCAAUGUCGCCCAGCUGCUGAUUGAGAAGGGUGCCGACGUAAACUUCACUGCCAAACACAACAUCACACCGCUCCACGUUGCCUGCAAGUGGGGCAAGCUGAAUAUGGUAUCGUUGUUAAUCAAAAACAAGGCGCGAAUCGACAGCGUCACCCGGGAUGGUCUGACACCGUUACACUGCGCGGCACGUUCCGGCCACGACCAGGUCAUCGAGCUUCUGCUGGAGAACGAAGCCGAUAUCAUUGCGAAGACGAAGAACGGUCUUGCGCCGCUCCACAUGGCAGCCCAAGGGGAGCACGUGAGCGCGGCCCGAAUCCUCCUGGUUAACAAAUCCCCCGUGGACGACAUCACUAUUGAUUAUCUAACGGCGCUACACGUGGCCGCUCACUGUGGUCACGUAAAGGUUGCUAAGCUCCUGCUGGACCGUAAUGCAGAUCCGAAUGCUAGAGCACUGAACGGGUUCACCCCGCUGCAUAUCGCUUGUAAGAAGAAUCGCAUCAAGGUGGUCGAAUUGCUGCUCAAGCACGGUGCUACAAUCAGUGCUACUACGGAAAGUGGGCUUACGCCACUGCACGUGGCCAGCUUUAUGGGAUGCAUGAAUAUUGUGAUUUAUCUGCUGCAACACGACGCUAGUCCUGAUAUACCGACGGUGCGCGGAGAGACUCCGCUUCAUCUGGCUGCUCGCGCAAAGCAAAGUGACAUCAUUAGGAUUCUCCUCCGAAAUGGGGCCUAUGUUAAUGCACAGGCACGUGAAGAUCAAACGCCGUUGCAUGUUGCUUCCAG
Toxorhynchites rutilus septentrionalis is the source of this 1415-nucleotide messenger RNA. RefSeq names its product ankyrin-3-like. Gene Ontology annotation, cellular component: synapse; axon initial segment; membrane. The transcript has 4 exons. Gene Ontology annotation, biological process: negative regulation of delayed rectifier potassium channel activity; neuronal action potential. The annotation marks the transcript as partial. Gene Ontology annotation, molecular function: transmembrane transporter binding. Lineage: Eukaryota; Metazoa; Arthropoda; Insecta; Diptera; Culicidae. The record is from RefSeq and is a predicted model, not a curated record.